CCAAUUUCCUCUGUUUAAUAAGAUUUGCUAAAAUCAAUGUUUACAAGGGACAAGUCCAGGUCACAAAUGCCUUUGAAACUUCCAGUUUGGUGAUAAAUCCAGACGGUUUUGAUGUGCAGGACUAUCUAAGAAUGGCGCCCAAUAAUGAGCUUGCGCUAUCUGAUGGUAUUCGUGAGGUCGUUAAACCAAAGGGAAACAAGCGGCAAAUUGAAAAAUGGUCAAGUUAUCCAGAGAGAUCAGUUUUGGAUAUCAUAAUGGCAACUGAGAUCGAGAAAUGCAUUGUUAAGGCAACAAUUUAUGCAAUUGACACAGACUACGCAUGGUAUUACUUUGGUUGUGUUAAGUGCAACUUCAAAAAGGUCACUGACAUUACUAAGAGGGAUGUGGUACCUGUGAAACAUCUCUGGCGUUGUGAAACAUGCCAUCAGUCCAUUACCAAUGUUGCACCUCAGUUUAAACUACAUCUCCUGAUAAAGGAUUACUACAGUGAAACAAAAGUGAUGCUGCUUGACACUAUUGCUGAACCUAUUUUGGGAGUAAGUGCUGAUGUGCUCCUAGGUGGUUCUCUAGAAGAGGUUGAGGAUCCUGAAGAUUUGCCUGAUGCUAUUACUGAUCUUAUUGGGAAGACUUUCAAAUUUGGUGUCUAUGUGAACAAAGAUAAUGUUGACUAUGGAGCUGAUAUUUUUAAUAUCGGGAAGAUUUGGGCUGUUAAUGAAAUCAUAAGUGAAGAUGACGACACAGUGACAAAUGUUGUUUAUUCUGAUCGUUCAUCUGGACAGAUCUCCCUGAUCAGCAUAGACGAGGAAGACAACACAUGUUUGUCCUCAACUCCAGUUUCAAAACGUAGAGGAGACAAUGAUAUUGAUGACCUUUCUUCUACUUCAAAGAAACAAUGCUCAAAGGUCAUCAAGGUGGAAAAGAAUAUCGGGAAUUAG
This is a messenger RNA of Brassica oleracea var. oleracea, 935 nucleotides long. RefSeq lists its product as uncharacterized. Lineage: Eukaryota; Viridiplantae; Streptophyta; Magnoliopsida; Brassicales; Brassicaceae. The transcript is spliced from 7 exons. The record is from RefSeq and is a predicted model, not a curated record. The coding region runs from base 132 to 935 and encodes 267 amino acids.